AUGGACGUGCAGGAUUUAAGCGACGAAGUCAAGUCGCGAAUCAACGAUCGUAUUCUCGUCGACAGCCCAUUGACCAGUGUCUUUCUGGUGUACAAUAAUCUCUACGAGUUUCGAAUGUGGCGAAAGUCGGUUGACGUGCGAGUAAGCGACUUACGAGCCCUCUGCUCAUCAACAGCACCUCGUGACAUCAUCAUGAACUGUCCGUCUUCAUCGUCCGAUUCGAUAUUUCGUAUUGAAUUACCCAAUGGUAACACUACCGUAAUCUCCCAUGGUAAUCAAAAUCCUCGUGAACUGCUCGAAAAAGUCUGUCUAAAGCUAGCAGUGCAGCCCGAGCUAUUUGAGUUGACUCGUGGAGAUGAUGGUGGUUGGAAACUGUCUGUACGCGAAGAAUACGAAGUUCAUAAGCGUCACGCAAAGCUUGGCCUAACUAUUUAUGCCUAUAAUGACAACGGAGUCAUCAGAGCUGAGGUUCGUGGACUCACUUCUUAUGCUCCAGAAGGAGCAGAUAUCGGUGACAUGGUGGUCAGUGUUGAUGGUAAACUAGUCUCGAAGGUUGGUUCGGCUGCGGACGUUGAACGAAUGCUCACUGAAGGUCGGGUUAUCCGUCUUCGAAAAAACCGGCUUCCCGCAAAGAGCGGCUCCGAGGCGGCAAAGGUUAGCUUAAUUACAGUUUAA
Haemonchus placei is the source of this 675-nucleotide messenger RNA. NCBI's taxonomy places the organism in Eukaryota, Metazoa, Nematoda, Chromadorea, Rhabditida, Trichostrongylidae. The record is from the annotation of a GenBank genome assembly.